AUGAACUGUGCUAUUUUCCUAUACUUUGUUGUAUUCUUUCUAGCUGCGUUUCUUUAUUUCAGACUUGAUAAAUAUGAUCCCUACAAAAACUUUUACAUCAAGUUUCCUGAUCAGCAAAAGUGCAUUCGUGACUUGUUGUUUCCGUUUACAAGGGAAAGGAAUUUAGAACUUUUUGGUUCCCUUCCUGUUUACAUCAAUCAAUGUUCCUAUAACCUACUACGCGUGUACUUCCAUACGAUUCGAGAUGGUUAUAGGUCGGCACUGUUCUUGCCAGCGGAGAAGGAAAUCAAGCCGGAAGACGGGUUAGUAUCCCAUAGUCAAUUUUUGUUCGCAGCGGAUGAGAAUUGUGUAAUUGUACAUGCUUCCCAAUCGACACUUGAUGUCAGGAUGGAGAUGAAGAUGAAGAAAAAGUGGCCCCUCUGUAAAAUUGUGAAAGUGAACACUCAAGCGACACCGGAUGAAAACAAUCAAAUCGAGGUGGUCCGCGCCAAACUGAAAAUGACUUUCGAUCGCCAAAGUUUCCGUCGCGACAAGAGUUUAGUGGACUUGGAUACCCUGAUGCGAGUCUUUUUGAAUACUCGGUAUAUUGAAGCCUUAUAUCUGGAUGAGUUUGUGACUGUGGAGGAGUUAUUCCAGUUUUCCGAGCAAAAAGAUUUCGCAAAGUUGUUCCCAGUCUGUCAGUUAACUAUGGUGGUUCCAAGGCCUAAAAAUAAGAGUGAUGAGACAAAGUUCUGGAAUUUCAUACUAUAUUUUGUGGUGGAUUCUCCACUUGUAUUAGUAUCAUCUCGAUUCAUUAACCAGGACAAGAUUGAUUUGGUAUUUUACAACCCGGUUUAUGAAUCUUGUAAUUUUAAACACUUCUCAAUCCCGUUCAACAAGGAUGGAGUCAAGUUUUGA
Caenorhabditis remanei is the source of this 897-nucleotide messenger RNA. RefSeq lists its product as uncharacterized. Bases 1 to 897 code for a protein of 298 amino acids. NCBI's taxonomy places the organism in Eukaryota, Metazoa, Nematoda, Chromadorea, Rhabditida, Rhabditidae. The transcript is spliced from 8 exons. The record is from RefSeq and is a predicted model, not a curated record.